Messenger RNA from Mus caroli (Ryukyu mouse), 4200 nucleotides. It is a transcript of the gene Fbxl21p, whose product is annotated as F-box and leucine rich repeat protein 21. The record is from RefSeq and is a predicted model, not a curated record. NCBI's taxonomy places the organism in Eukaryota, Metazoa, Chordata, Mammalia, Rodentia, Muridae. Gene Ontology annotation, biological process: entrainment of circadian clock by photoperiod. Gene Ontology annotation, cellular component: cytosol; nucleus. Gene Ontology annotation, molecular function: protein binding.
GAUGCCCAUUUAGUCUCUCACUGUCCGCGGCUUUAGGCGGCGCUGGAGCCCGCCCACCUGAGAAGGUAGCUGCUGGCGUUCGUCACGCAGAGUUCUGCGCUUGACCGGAGGGCCUGCCUGGGGCUGGCUGCCCUCAGGAGCGCGUUCGGAGACUGGAAGUGAAGUCAGAUGGGUGUCAGUGAUUACCCCAUGGCAGUGUCAUUUCAUUGGCUCAGCAGUAACUGUAACUUGGAAGCCACCUUCAGCGAUUUUAUAGGUCAGUCCUGCUUCUGGGACCCAACUUUAUGUUGUGGUUAAGAAAUGUUUCACAUCACUCAGACUGAACCACAAGACAGACGUACUUAUGUUGUAGAUAAAUAUUUCAGUAGCUUUGAAGAAUGAAGAGGAAUAAUUUCUCUGCCGUGAAUAAGGUUGUCCAGUCGUCACCAGUAGUGAAACAGCCCAAACGUGGGCUCUGCUCUUCCCUCCGCCAGACCCAUGCGCUCUCUGUCCUUCUGGACUGGGGGACUUUACCUCACCAUGUCCUAUUACAGGUCUUUCAGUACCUUCCUUUGAUAGAUCGAGCCCGAGCAUCGUCCGUGUGCAGGAGAUGGAAUGAAGUAUUCCACAUCCCCGAUCUUUGGAGGAAGUUUGAGUUUGAGCUGAACCAAUCAGCAACUUCUUAUUUCAAGUCCACUCAUCCCGACCUCAUUCAACAGAUCAUCAAAAAGCACGCUGCUCAUCUUCAGUAUGUCAGCUUUAAGGUUGAUAGCAGUACUGAGUCGGCGGAAGCCGCCUGUGAUAUCCUUUCUCAGCUGGUAAACUGUUCUAUCCAGACCUUGGGAUUGAUUUCAACAGCCAAACCAAGUUUCAUGAAUGUGCCCAAGUCUCACUUUGUGUCGGCGCUUACGGUCGUGUUUGUCAACUCAAAGUCGUUAUCGUCGAUUAAAAUUGAGGACACGCCAGUGGACGACCCUUCCCUGAAGAUUCUUGUGGCCAACAACAGUGACACCUUGCGACUCCUCAAAAUGAGUAGCUGUCCUCACGUGUCAUCUGAUGGGAUCCUCUGUGUGGCGGACCACUGUCAGGGCCUCCGAGAGCUGGCCCUGAAUUACUACAUUCUGAGCGACGAACUUCUCCUUGCGCUCUCCAGCGAGACUCACGUGAACCUCGAACAUCUCCGGAUAGAUGUUGUGAGUGAAAACCCGGGGCAGAUCAAGUUCCACUCUAUUAAGAAACGCAGCUGGGACGCACUGAUCAAACACUCCCCGGGAGUGAACGUCGUCAUGUACUUCUUCUUGUACGAAGAAGAGUUUGAGGCAUUCUUCAAAGAGGAAACCCCUGUCACUCACCUUUAUUUCGGACGUUCAGUAAGCAGAGCCAUCCUGGGCCGGAUCGGUCUUAACUGCCCGAGGCUGAUCGAGUUAGUGGUGUGUGCCAAUGGCCUUCAGCCCCUGGACAGUGAACUCAUCCGUAUUGCCAAGCAUUGUAAAAAUCUAACCUCCUUGGGCCUCAGUGAGUGUGAAGUCAGCUGCAGUGCGUUCGUAGAGUUUGUGAGACUCUGUGGCAGAAGGCUCACCCAGCUUUCUAUCAUGGAGGAAGUUCUGGUCCCUGAUGACAGGUACACCCCAGAUGAAGUCCACACUGAAGUCUCUAAGCACCUGGGAAGAGUGUGGUUCCCGGAUGUGAUGCCUAUCUGGUAACCAGCUACCAAAGAUGAUGAAUUUUCUGUUAGUAGGGUUAGCUGUCGUCCGUGUACACAAAUGUAAAUUUUGAGAGGAGCUACUCAAGUAAUUUAGGUUAAAUAUUUGCUGUUUGCAAGUUAUCUUAAUUGGUUGCUGCAGAAUCAUUUGAAAACAAUAUAACAAAUUUGAACAGAGAUCUUUGUCAGUAGGACACAGAUACUGUGUGUAUUAGAUGUUUAAUAGGGUAGACUUCAGAUGUCUAAGAUGUGCAUAGACUUCUCAACCUUUGCAAGCCUAUUUUAGCUUACUAAGUAAAUUUACAUUAAACUUAUAGCUAAUAUAUAAUUAUUAUGUACAGUAUUAGAUCCCUUUAAAUGACAUAUUUUUAUGUUAUAGCCUUAUUAUUUUAAUUUUAUCUGGUUCAUUUGGGUACCGAUACAUGUUUUACAAAAUACUUUUGAAAAUCAAGGUACCAUUAUAGAGGAAUACUUACAAAAUAUUUAGCAUCUUGUGAUUCGUUGGUAAGCAUCUUUGAAUUCUAAAGUACUUAAAUUUCAUUUUUAUAUUAACUUGGAGGGCAGUUGACAUUAUGUUAAAAUUCAGUAAUAUUCAUUUCAUGAAGAUACAGCAAGAUACUGGUUCUUACUGAAGUACACAGUAUGGAUAAAGAGGUAAGUUUUGUGGGGUGUGUUUGGGAAUCAGUGAUUACUGGCCUGCUGCUGUUGAUCUGGGGCUACACCUUGUCCCUCGCACAGGUGGCCUGUCAUUUAAUUAGUAACACUGGUAGCAUCCGUCACCAGCUUGUCUUCAGAAUGAAGAUUAGUCUUAACAGUUGCCUAGGCACUUGGCUUCGUUGCCAGCCACUGUGCCUACCCUUUGCCCACCUCCCACCUUCUCUGUUCCUCAACUGCCCUCUCUCUGAGCUUCCUCAGAUCUUUCCCCUGAGACACUUGCUACUGGAUGUCAUCCUUGAGGUCUUCCCAGCUCCCGGGUCAGACCCUUCGUUCACAUCCCAAGUUAUUUGUUCUCCUUUGUAGCACGCACUGCUGUGCUGUGUCUGAUCUGUUUGUCUCAUUAGGGCCUAUUUAUUUCAUUGUACUGUAAACUCUGCUGGUCCAAGAUCACUGUUAUUUUUUUGUGUGUACAGUUACUAUUAGAAGUCAGCUUUCACCGAAAAGAAAUGUUCAUUAUUUUCCAGUUUUGAGUAUUUUUCAUCAUAAAAAUGUGAGUAUCCUCACCUACUAAGCACUCGGGAUUUAUUGUAGUUUGUAAAUAGUUUGGAAAGCGGUUUGUCCUCACUCAUACUCACUCGUGUGAGCUCUGUGAGCAGGCAUCUCCCGUGCAUGUGAGUGUUCCUCAUUCUUAGAACUGUGUGUAGCAAUAGUGAAGUACUGGGUAAGAAUAACAAUCAAACCUUUCUCAAAGACAGAGUUCCCACCACUGCACAUCAGAGUUCUCACAUAUACCGUAAGAUCCCAGAAAGACAUGCCAUAGUUUAAAGCUUGAAACAGCACCACAGGCUUAAGAGAGAUGGCUUAACUGCAAGGGAGCUGUGGUCAGGGCAAAGUGAAUACUGAAUGGAUAGGCCUGUGGCCUCACUGGACAAUGCUGUGCACACCUGCACAGAAAGGUGACCCAGUGCCAUUGGUGCUUGCCCUAGAGGCUGAGGCAGCAGAGCAGGGGUUAGAGAAGAGCCACCAAGAAGUGGUUCUCCCUACAGCCUGGUAGCACCAGAAAAGGCCUCUCCGAGAAGGUGAGCUGUUCUGCUCUAAGUAAUUUUCAGUGGCCUCCCAUGGGAACCUCAUGAUGAAUCACGGAGAAGAACACAGAGCGAUCUGAGUUUUGUAAUUCAUGUCCAUUCCCACAGUUGGUUACCUCCUGGGUUUGUGGAAGGAAGGACAGAGCAUUUUAAAGACAGCUGAGAAGAACACUGGAAAACACAGUGUUAACUGCCUGUCUCGGGGAAGCACAGCCUUGUUCUUUGGAAGCCUGGGUACUGCUGUACCUGGGAGCGGAGCGGAGGCUCUCACCAGAUGAGCAACCAUAAGCUUUAGUCUUAGAGGGCACAGUAGGCCUAUUUACAUGCCUGCUUGUGUUAAAGAUAUUUGUGUUUGUUGAGAAAUUCUGGGAACUUCCCGGUAGUUUUGUGGGCAAAUGCAAGUGGAGAGUCUGUACAUCAGACUGAAGAAAACAAACGCAGGAUCCUCCCCCCCUUUUCUUCCUGUGGCCCUUGCAUGAUACGGGGAGAUGAGUCAGGAGGGUGAGGGCAUCUGCAUUGCUGUUGUGCCCCUGCGUGUGAUAAACUUCCUCCUGACAGAAGUCAUCCUGUGGACCUAACCUCUUGAAUUAGCGACUCACCUUGCUGUUCCAUUAAAUUCAUUUUCUACAACUAACUAAAAGCAUUUUCAAAAUAAAAUCUUUUUACUCAUAUUAACUUACAGCUAUCAAACCCAGAUGGCACCACAUGUGUGUUAUAGUAACUUUUAUAAAGAAAAGCAAGUUACAUUGUACUUUCUCUUUUGAACUUGGUAUCUGA